Molecule: messenger RNA, 480 nt
Organism: Protopolystoma xenopodis
Lineage: Eukaryota; Metazoa; Platyhelminthes; Monogenea; Polystomatidea; Polystomatidae
Source: the annotation of a GenBank genome assembly
AUGGUACAGCUUAGCGAGGCAUGCAUGUCUUCUCUGUUGCUGUGUGAAAGGCUUUGUUCGUUCGCCACGUUGCAUGCAAAAUUCGCUCCAGUGUUUGUUUACAUUUUCAGCUCCAGCCUCCAGACUGCGUCCAACAUGAAUGCUCUUCCUGGCCGUUGGUUGAUCUUUUUUCUCCCCACUUCCCCAUUUUCCCCCAGCCUUUGCCGCCCGCCUUGUCUCCUUGCUCACUUGCCUUGCUUGCGCGCCCGUUUGUUCGUCUCCACAAUGCUCGAUUUGUUUGUCUGUUUGUCGCCCAGCUCCCCUCAAAGCCAAUCAGCCCCAGCCGCAAGCAACCCUUCUGCUCGUCCACUCUUUCAAUUUCGCCUAAUGGCCAAUCUAGGCCGACCUGGCAUGUGUGUAUGCACACUCUCUCACAAACUCACGUGCAUGAUGCUUAUUUAUCAUGUGGGCUCAUCUGCUUCGGCCGGGAGCCGAGUUUAA